Molecule: messenger RNA, 1470 nt
Organism: Cladophialophora bantiana CBS 173.52
Lineage: Eukaryota; Fungi; Ascomycota; Eurotiomycetes; Chaetothyriales; Herpotrichiellaceae
Exons: 7
Coding region: 1-1470 (489 amino acids)
Molecular function (GO): hydrolase activity, acting on carbon-nitrogen (but not peptide) bonds
Source: RefSeq, a predicted model, not a curated record
AUGGCUCCAGCAAGGAUCGUGGAAGAUGUCCCGUGGACAUCUCCUGCGUAUCAACCCGAGCCUUACGAUGGUCCUCCGCGCAACGUCGCGUAUAUUGAUGCCAUCAAAUUCAACGAGAGCGUUAAGCCUCCCAAGUACGAGAUCCUGGGCACGGAUCCCAACUCCAAAGUCCUUUUCCUUGAUGUAAACAUCCUGGAAUGCACGGGAAAGCCAAUUUACCGAGGCGACGUCUUUAUACAAGGUGAACGGAUCAAGGCAGUCGGUAAUGUCGCCAACAAGGACCAGUUGCUGAAAGACCCGGAUGUUCGAGUGUUCCAAGGAAAGGGAAGGACCCUGAUGCCGGGCUUGGGCGACUCGCACACCCACUUCUCCUGGAACGGCGGCGACCUCGCUUCUCUGGGCACCUUGAACGUUGAAGAGCACACGCUUUUGACGGCACGGAGCGCGAAGUGCUACCUAGAUUCCGGCUACACCAUGUGUUACGGAGCUGCAUCUGCAAAGGAGCGGCAGGACAUCGCAAUUAGGGACGCUAUCUAUGCCGGUGACAUUCCAGGACCGCGGUCUCUCGCCAACGGCAAGGAAAUGGCCAAGCAUGACGGUGACCUGGAAUCAGCAAUCACAGCAUUUGCAGAUACCCCCGAGGAGAUGAGAGAAGUCAUUCGACAUCAUGUUGGCCUGGGGGUUGACAACAUCAAAUUGGUCAUGUCCGGAGAAGAGAUCUGCGAGGUACGAUCAGCCCAAGACUGCUAUUUCACGGACGAGGAGACGGCGGCCUGUGUGGACGAAGCACACAAGGCAGGAAAAUCCAUCUGUGCUCACGCAAGAGCGAGAGAUUCCGUAAAGAUGUGCAUUAAGCAUGGAGUGGACGUCAUUUAUCAUGGGUCGUACAUCGACGAAGAAGGCAUGGACAUGCUGGAAGCUGCGAGGACGAAGCAUGUUGUGGCUCCAGCAAUCAACUGGCUCGUUGCAACCUUGAACGACGCGGCGGCUUUCGGUUAUUCACACGAGAAGGCCGAGCAAGAGCUUGAGAUCGCCCUGCGAGGCCUUCGUGAAAUGCAUCGGAGAGGUAUUGUGGUUCUCCCGGGCGGUGACUAUGGAUUCGCGUGGACUCCUCAUGGAACCUAUGCUCGUGAUUUGGCCCAUUUCAAGAACUUGAUGGGCUUCACCGCCCACGAGUCCAUCAUCGCCGCUACCUACGGCGUGGCCAAACUCAUGAUGCGAGCCGACGAGAUGGGCCAGAUCAAGGAAGGCAAUUACGCAGACUGCAUCCUGGUUGACGGCAACCCGAUUGACAACAUCGACAUCCUCCAGGAUCACGGCAAGUUGAAUGUCAUCAUGAUUAAUGGACGUAUCCACAAGGCUGGGCGCAAAGAGUAUGUGCCGCCGCCUGUGGCGGGAGAGGAUCAGAACAAGCAUCCCAUUGUGCCGGAUGUCGCGGUUCGAGAUGGAAGACCAACCAUACAGAGUUAA